AUGAUGCCCGCGCCCUGGCUGUACGCGACCGACGGGACGCGAAGCUACUUCAAUGCACGAAUACCAGAAGGCUAUGCUCAUGCGUAUUUGACUAUGGGAAUCAUCUGCAUCUCCUUGAACUAUGGUGGAGAGAUUAUCAGCCUCCAGAAAAACCCGUCGAAGCCAACUGAAGAAGAGCUCCGCGCGCGGGAGGCUCGUCGGGCGAGUCGACUGGACAAAUUCGCGGCACGUACUGAAGAAGAGGUCACUACGGAAGAGGAAAAGAGGAUCCAGCGCCUGAAAGACCUCAACGUGGAUGGAGAUCGUCCCCCGCGGCGCUUCCUAUUCCCAACGUUCAUCACAGCAGAUGUCCCCAUCUCGGGCCAGGGGUACCACGCGAUACCGCAAUCGGCGGAUCUAGCGGGGUUCGCGGUUAUGGGGUCGGAAGAACGGCCUUCUAUUCACGACGAGAGCCUGAUCGGAGAGAUCCCGAAGAUAUUCCUUGGUAAAUCGGCGGAGGAGAUUCUCGCCAUCUUCCGAGAGUCCGUCCGUGCCGACGACGGGGAGCGAAGCUUCAAUGCGGCGUACACCUUCGUCAUCAUGGACGCGCAGACGAAGGAAGAUGGUACGAUUCUCAUUUGCGUCGACAGCGAGGAUUUUCUGUACGGUGAGAGCCGAGCCUUCGGUUUGCUUGUGUCUAGGAACCUCAUCCCGUUUGAAAUGCUUGUCUUCAAUGUGGACGACAUUUUCGAGGAAGGUACAAUUCUGACCGAACCAUCUGCUGAACCGGACCAGGGAUUCCGCCUCCCAUCUCCAGUGAAAAAUCGGCCGUCCGAUGAGAGCUGA
Penicillium riverlandense is the source of this 825-nucleotide messenger RNA. RefSeq lists its product as uncharacterized. The transcript has 5 exons. The coding region runs from base 1 to 825 and encodes 274 amino acids. The record is from RefSeq and is a predicted model, not a curated record. NCBI's taxonomy places the organism in Eukaryota, Fungi, Ascomycota, Eurotiomycetes, Eurotiales, Aspergillaceae.